AUGCAGUUUGCAGCAUGGAAUGUAAGAACUUUGAUGGACACCAAGAACAGCAAGAGACCAGAACGCAUGACAGCAAUUGUUGGCCACGAACUGUCGCGAUAUAACAUCUACAUCGCUGCCUUGAGCGAGACCAGAUUUGCGGAAACAGGUGACCUAACAGAAGUUGGUGCUGGAUACACGUUUUACUGGAGCGGCAAGGGGAAGGACGAGCCUAGAGAGGCUGGCGUGGGCUUUGCCAUCCGUACAGCUCUUGUCAGCAAGCUUGAAACACUCCCGAAGGGAAUCAGCGAUAGACUCAUGACCCUGCGCAUCCCGCUGGCUGGCAACACCCACCUGACAGUCAUCAGCGCCUACGCCCCAACGAUGAUGUAUGCUGAUGAGGAGAAGGAAGCUUUCUACCAGCUUCUCAGCGACACCUCCACGCAAGUCCGGGAGAUGACAAGGUACUCCUGUUAG
This is a messenger RNA of Xenia sp. Carnegie-2017, 456 nucleotides long. RefSeq lists its product as uncharacterized. The record is from RefSeq and is a predicted model, not a curated record. The transcript has a single exon. Lineage: Eukaryota; Metazoa; Cnidaria; Anthozoa; Malacalcyonacea; Xeniidae. Bases 1 to 456 code for a protein of 151 amino acids.